AUGAGUAUAGCCGCUACUUCAUCGGAUGCCUCCACUGAAAUCAGUGAUCGAGACAGCCGAUUUUCUUGCGAAGAUGAGGAACAUCCGCCUUUAGAAAGUCGGCACCUCAACUUGAUUCAUGAAGAGCUGGAGAAGUUGAACAUUGCCACCGACGUUAUCAACAAAAUGGAAGUUCAGCUAGACUCCGCUAGAGCCGAAUUCAGAGAGACUCAAGUACAAUGGUCGGAAAAGCUGAAAGAGCUUUCAAAGCAAUAUUCAAGCCAAAUUGCCAAAGCCAGGCCAUAUUAUGAGCUUAAAAUCGAGGAGCGCAAGCUUCGCGAAGAAUCUCAGAAAGCCGCCGAGAGAUUUGAAAGGGCUACAUCGCUUCUCGCCGUGGCAAAACAACAAGUAUGCCUCACACAGGACAGUUUGUCACGUCAGACAUCGGUGCUUCCCGAAUGCCUUGAGGUUCUCAAUCACCACAUCCAGCGGGUGAGUGAAGUGGAAGAGGAGAGAAUGAUGGCGGAAGCGCUGCAUGCAUCGAAAGCCUAUUCAAUGCUUCAACUAGCCGAGAAAAUUCGGGCAAUGGAGAAGGAGAACAGGUCGGCCAUCAAAAAGUCUCGACACUACUUUGAAAAGCGUCUCGAAUUCACACGCAUUUUGGAGCAGCAGAAAGCGACAAUUUUGAAGCUUGAGGCUGAAGUCCGCCAGAAAAAGAGCGACUAUACGACGUCGCUGCGCAAUUUGGAGCGGAUCAGCGAGCAAAUUCACGAGGAGCGCUCGACGGGCAGCUCAGAUGUUGGAAGUAUGGACCACGUUGAAACGGAAAGUUUUGCGGGCUCCGAGUGCAAUGGGAUCCCCGGAAAUCCGCCACCGUAUGCCCCAACAGCUCCACCACCAUAUGAAGAUCAGUAUAUUAUUGAAAAAGAUGACGAUUCACUUGUUCUCAAUAUGAUGAAGGAAGAGCAAGAAGAAUGUGGUGAUAAGAGAAACUCGAGAUCAUUGGGAUCAGGUGUUAUCCUUCUCGCCCAACAGCUAAUGGGAAAUUCGACGGAGAAACAGCAAAUCUCUUUCAGCAAAUUCGGAGAAGAAGCCGAUAUCAGCUAUCAUACGCGGCCAGCAGGACUAUCGCCAAGCUCGGAUAACUCAGAGGUCUCCUCCCUCUCCUCGUUCAAUAUCGCCGAUGAUGACACAGUUUCAAAAAUGCUAAUGAGCCAUUCGGAAUUGAUCAAAGACAUUGAAAAUGCCACAGACCGAGUCGGCAGCAUUUUGAAGCCCACAAUGAAAAGUGUCAGCGAUGUUCAGCAGCAACCACAACCGCAACAUGCUUGA
Caenorhabditis bovis is the source of this 1311-nucleotide messenger RNA. The record is from the annotation of a GenBank genome assembly. NCBI's taxonomy places the organism in Eukaryota, Metazoa, Nematoda, Chromadorea, Rhabditida, Rhabditidae.